CAUUUUUCGGGAAAAUGUCGUGUAACCUUUGUCCCUGGAGGGACGGAAAUCCAUUGGGCUAUUAAGAAGAAGAAGAUUUGACGUGUAUUUCGAGAAGACGCGACGUGUAUUUUUUCGAGAGGUUAUGGUCACAAUGGGUGCACCAGACAAUUCCGUCAUAAAAAUCAAUAAGUGGGAUGGUUCAGCCGUGAAAAAUGCCUUGGACGAUGCAGUCAAGGAUGUACUUACGAAGAAAUAUAACUACAUAGAAAAUUUUUCUCUCCUUGAUGGAAGAUUGUUUCUUUGUGGGGUUGCCGUUACAAUAGCCAUCGUAGCAUUGCUGUGCGAUUACUUGUAUCCAUUCCCUGCUUCCAAGCCUGUCUUAAUAGCCUGCGUCUCCUUUUAUUUCCUUCUAAUGGGUCUCUUGACUUUGUAUACGACGUACAAAGAGAAAGGCAUAUUUGUAGUUGCAAUUCAAAGAGAUCCAGCAGGUUUCAAUCCAGACAUGAUUUGGGAGGCAAGUUCUUAUUUAAAGAAAUAUGACGACAAAUACAAUUUGGUGUUGUCGAUUAGGAGCACGUCAAUGGGAAUCUUUAAUGAGACAAGCGUAACCAAAUCCGUCGCGAAUUUUAUUGACGUUAAUGGCGUGGUGAUACCAGAACUGGUAGAAACUGUGGUAACGAGCAUGCAUGACAGUCUGACGUCACAGCGUAAGGAGAAGUAGCAGCGUUCUGAAAUCUAAUCAGUAAAGCUUUUUUCCUUCUAAAUAAGUUUUUUUCUCAUGAAAUUCUGUUUGCAAAUCACAUCCAAUUUCCAAUCUUGUGUAAGGAUGUAAAUAGCAUGUAAGAUACAUUUUCAUUUAUAUAUUAUAAUUAUUCGGCACCAGAAAAUAGAUGGUUAUUACAAACUUUUUUCUAUA
Messenger RNA from Monomorium pharaonis (pharaoh ant), 898 nucleotides. RefSeq names its product probable signal peptidase complex subunit 2 (gene Spase25). Gene Ontology annotation, biological process: protein targeting to ER. The transcript has 3 exons. Bases 125 to 703 code for a protein of 192 amino acids. NCBI's taxonomy places the organism in Eukaryota, Metazoa, Arthropoda, Insecta, Hymenoptera, Formicidae. Gene Ontology annotation, cellular component: membrane; signal peptidase complex. The record is from RefSeq and is a predicted model, not a curated record.